Molecule: messenger RNA, 9426 nt
Organism: Thyridium curvatum
Lineage: Eukaryota; Fungi; Ascomycota; Sordariomycetes; Thyridiales; Thyridiaceae
Exons: 8
Coding region: 1-9426 (3141 amino acids)
Biological process (GO): fatty acid biosynthetic process; secondary metabolite biosynthetic process
Molecular function (GO): 3-oxoacyl-[acyl-carrier-protein] synthase activity; phosphopantetheine binding; fatty acid synthase activity
Source: RefSeq, a predicted model, not a curated record
AUGGCAGCAAUCCGACUCUUGAUGCAGCAAGCUCCGUCAUGUGACAUCUUCUCCGGAUUCAGCCCGGAGGUUAGCACUGGGUAUUCGCCUGCAGUGCGGAUGGGAGAGGCCCAGACGCAGUCGAACUUCAUGCAACAAGCAUCAAAAGAGCUUCCAGAUGCAGGAAGCACCCCGCGAUUCUUGCUCUCUCCCGUCUCAGACAGCAAUGUUCUCGCGACUACACCACCACACAUCCCCGCCCCGGUGUCAACAAUCACGGGACGAGCACCAAUGAGCCAGCCAGAGCCAUCAGCUAGAGGGUCCGAAGCUACGACCACCCUGCCGAUAUCACUGCAGUUACCUCCAGAGAACAGGCCUUUCCCCCAAGGUCACCUACUCUUGGAACUUUCCACCAUUCACAACCAGUUAUGUGAGCUACACGUAUCUAGCCCUACUCUUUCUGGCAGAGAAAGAGAGGGGGCUAUGUGCGCUGGUGCUCAUCCCCAAUUAAGCGGGUGUACAAAUGCGGACACUCGCUUCUCGAUGGACAGCAUGUUCCAGCUGUCCAAGCAUCUGGUUCAGGUACUACAAGGCUUAUGCUGGAUCGACCCACCAUCACAGUACCCUGGUCCAUAUUGCAGUGACCAGGAUUCCGUAAAUCCUUGCCUCGAUGCGGCUACCAUCCUUUUGAUCCUGUCGUGUUGCACUCGUCUUGUGGAGGUUUACCGAGAUGUGGUACAUAUCGAGACGACACAGGACCAUUCGCAUGGGAACUUGCGAUUAUGGUCACUACCUCCUGUCUCACUGGGAAGUUUCCAGCUGGCCGCAGACAAUUCAAUAGAAUUGAUCGUUACGCUUCGCCUUGUCAAAGACUUCUGCUCGAGUCUCAUAAGUACAAUUGUCUUUCUUCAAAGGCACCCUCCCCAAGGAUUGCCAGGUGCUAUUGGUGCUAUUCUGACACACUCCCUGGCAAUGAUGAUGGAAACCUCAAAGGAAAUCAAGGACACAACAGACAGCUUGAUAAAAGAACUUGGAAGGGACGAUACUGUGACCACUGAUCCCUACCAGACAGCUUUGCUGUCAUCCAUUCUACCAACCCCAGGUGAGAGAAGGAGGUCUCAGACCCAGGUUGCUUUUGGCCAUUCAAAGUGUGGCAGCAUGAAGGGGGUGAGCACCACUGCUUUUCUUCCUGCACAAACGGAUUUCCGAACCACUCCCCUGGGUCCAGCUCGAAGAGGGACUGAGGUCACUCUCACUUUGCGCUCAAAACUUAAGACAGCCAUGUCGUACAAAAAGCCUCCUCUGGAGCCCAUUGCCAUUGUGGGAACGGGCUGCAGGUUUGCAGGUGGUGUGAACAGCCCUUCACAGCUCUGGGCACUACUCUCUGAACCGGAUGACUUGGCAAAGGAGGUUCCUGAAGACCGCUUCAGCGCCAAGGGAUUCUACCAUCCUGAUGGAGAGUAUCAUGGCACCACCAACUCCAUCAAAGCGUACUGGCUGGAGCAAGACUUUCGAGUCUUUGACGCCGCUUUCUUCAAAAUCACCCCCAAGGAAGCAGAGGCAAUGGACCCACAGCAGAGAAUGAUACUUGAAGUUGUGUAUGAGGCCCUAGAGUCGGCUGGAUACACUCUCAACCAGCUGUCUGGACAGAAAGUGGCCGUCUUUGCCGGUCUCAUGACCUCUGACUACGACAGCAUGUCCCAGAGAGACGAGCUCACUGCGUCUCAAUACUAUGCCACAGGAAAUGCCCGGUCCAUCCUAUCCAACCGCAUCAGCUACUUCUUCAACUGGCGCGGCCCCUCGAUGACCCUCGACACUGCAUGCUCGUCGAGUCUUGUCGCGUUGCACCAGGCAGUCCUCAGUCUGCGCGCCGGCGAGAGCACAAUGGCGUGUGUGGCUGGCGCUAACCUGAUGCUCACCCCUGAGCAAUUCAUUGUCGAGUCCAAUCUGCACAUGCUGAGUCCCACCGGCCACUCUCGAAUGUGGGAUGCCGACGCCGACGGCUACGCCCGUGGCGAGGGUAUUGCGGCCAUUUUCAUCAAGCCCCUGUCGCAGGCGCUGAAGGAUGGCGACGUCAUACAGGCAGUGAUCCGAGAGACAGGCGUCAACUCAGACGGCCGUACUCAGGGCAUCACGAUGCCGAACCCUGAGGCCCAGACAGCUCUGAUUCGGGAGACUUACCGGCGCACGGGUCUUGACUCUCGAGACCCCGAGGAUAGGUGCCAGUACUUUGAAGCACAUGGUACUGGAACACAGGCCGGGGAUCCCAGGGAGGCGGCGGCCAUUGAAGACGCAUUUUUCGGUGAGGUGGCACAACUAAGCAAGACUGAGGGAGCUUCCAACAACGACAAAGAACAUGAGAAGCUCCUUGUUGGCUCAGUAAAGACGAUCAUUGGUCACGUUGAAGGCGCUGCUGGACUAGCGGGCUUGUUGAAAGUAGUGCAGUCCAUGCAAAAGGGACAUGUUCCUCCCAACCUGCACCUUGAGAAGCUCAACCCGAGUGUGCAACCGUUCUGCGCAAAGCUGAAAGUGCCCACGACCCUUGUCCCGUGGCCUUCGGCCCCAAGUGGCCAGCCACGACGAGCGAGCGUCAACUCGUUCGGCUUCGGAGGCACCAACUCGCAUGCCAUUGUGGAGUAUUAUGUUCCUGAGAUUCAUGAUGAGGUCGCCAAGCUCUUUGCAACAGAACUUGUCUUGCCGGUCCAGCUAGUGACUUCCACUGCAUCUUAUGAGAAGCAACUUCAAGUCCCGAUCUUCCUUUCCGCCAACUCACCAGCCUCGCUGCGAGGCAUUGCCGGAAAGUACCUGAAAUACAUCGAAGCUCACAUGGAUGUCAACCUUGGACAGCUCGCACUGAACAUGCUUACCCGAAGGACUGCCCAUCCUUACCGGGUUGCUGUCUCGGGCGGCUCAAAAUACCACACCAUCAUGUCGUUGAGGUCUUUGUGCAACGACACUCAGCAGACCAGGGCAAGGAUCGGCCACCGUGCCCGUCAGAUCAUAGGAAAGCCCCGCAUCCUUGGAAUCUUCACCGGCCAGGGAGCUCAGUAUGCUAUGAUGUCCAAGGACCUCUUUCAGACCAACCAGAUUUAUAGGAACGCGAUCCAGAGUCUCGAUUCCAUCCUGGAAGAGUGCCCAGAUCCACCUAUAUGGUCCCUCGAAGGCGAAAUCAUGGCCGGUGCAGAGUUUUCUCAAGUUGGUGUGGCAGCCAUAUCUCAGCCGUUGUGCACAGCCUUGCAGAUUGGCUUGGUCGAGAUUGCACGGAGUCUCGGUGUAGAGUUCGCCUGUGUCGUCGGUCACUCCUCGGGUGAGAUUGCGGCAGCUUACGCUGCAGGCCGGCUCACCGCCAAGGAAGCCAUCCUCAUCGCCUACUACCGUGGAGCUUGUGCUCACUUGGGUGCUGGCUCUCAAGGCGAGAAGGGAGGUAUGUGUGCCGUCGGCAUGUCCAAGGCCGAGGCCGAAGAGCUUUGUGCGCAACCGGAAUACAGCGGUAGGCUGUGUGUUGCCGCCAGCAACUCGCCAUCCAACGUUACCAUCUCAGGAGAUGCUGACGUGCUGCGGGACAUGGAAGAAGAACUUAGGGGAAAGUGGUUUGUCCGUCAGCUCCAGGUUCAGAAUGCUUACCACUCGCACCACAUGCAAGUCCCUGCCGAAGAGUACAUUAAGUCUCUUGAGGCAUGCAUGAUCUCCCCACAGCCAGGCAACAAGACCAUCUGGGUGUCAAGCCUGGAUCCCGAGUCGGCCACGAACGACCUCACAACUUUGCAAGGCCAGUACUGGGCGGACAACAUGUUGAAGCCCGUUCUCUUCAAUGAGGCGGUGAGCCAAGCCUUGAGAGAUCUUGAUCCUUUCGAUUGUGUCUUGGAGAUUGGACCCCAUCCGGCUCUCAAAGGCCCAACUCGGCAGAUCAUCGAAGCCCACCAAGGCACUUUUCUGCCAUACAGUGGAAUGCUAGAUCGCAAGCAUGAUGAUCACACUGCGCUCGCAGACUUUAUAGGUUUUCUUUGGACUCACUUCGGCCCGGAUUCAAUUGAUGUGCCUCGACUUCUUGAGACAUCGGGUCAUCCCGGUCUGCUUGCCCUACCACCCUUGCCGGACCUCCCGACGUACCUGUGGGACCAUUCACAGGUCCACCAUCGCGAAUCCAGGGUCUCUCAACAAUACCAAGCAAGACAGGAUCCGCCCCACGAGCUGCUCGGAGUUCGGACCAGAGAUGACACAGACCAAGAACUGCGGUGGCGCAAUGUCUUGAAGAUCGACAAGCUGCCGUGGCUCGAAGGCCACAAGUUUCAGGGCCAGGUUCUCUUGCCGGCCUCGGCGUACUGUGUCCUUGCGAUCGACGCUGCCAAGGUCCUUCUCAAAGAUCGGAAGGCCUCUCUGAUCGACCUGGAGGACCUAGAGUUCUUGAGCGGUAUCACCAUCGAGCCGGAAUCCGAGGGUGUGGAGAUAUUGUUUACACUGCAGCCACAGACGAACUUGGCUAAGGACCAAGGAGAGAUCAAGGCGUCGUUUACACUAUCCCAUGCCCCAGUGGGAGGCACGUCCCCGAUGAAGCUGAGUUUCACGGGAAAGUGCACUGUCUACCUCGGCUCAGAGGAUGCUCUUCCCGCGAGAAAGAUGGUCCAGCCCGAGACACUGGCAGUCAGCACCGAGGCCUUCUACCAGACAAUGGCUCGUAUUGGUCUAGACUACUCAGGCCCCUUCAAGUCUAUGACUUCUUUGGAGCGACGGCUUGGCUAUGCAAAGUGUGAGCUGCAGAGGUUCCACAAGGAGGACACCACAACCCUGUCCACUAGCCCUGCCACAUUGGACAGCUGUCUGCAGGCAUGCUUCGCAACCUUCUCCUCUCCGGGAGACAAUGCUUUAUGGACCUCAUUCCUCCCAAAGUCCAUCCGGAGACUUCACUUCAAUGUGGCAGCUACCAAAGUCUUCCCUGUUUCCAAGCAACUUGUCGUUGAGGCAGUUCAGACAAAGCUUACUCCGAUCUCCCCGGCCGCAUCAACAAGCAUCACCGGUGAUGUCCAUAUCUAUGGCAAGCGUGGCACGCUGGAGAUCUUGGUGGAGGAUCUCACGGUGAGCUCCUUUGUCUCCACGAAGCCACGGGAUGACUACGAGUUGUAUCUGCACACGGUGAUGCAAAUGGACCCGGAAGAUGGAAUGUCCUCCAUCUUGACUCUGUUCGAAGAACACGUUCGUCAACAGUUCGUGGAGACCUUUCAACGAGUCUGUCGCUUCUACUUGCACCAGAAUCACCCAGCCUCCGUCGUCGAUUCCUUGGGGAUGGACCCAGUCACGGACACGCUGCCGCUAGACGAUGAGGCUACAGUCCAGCGCAUCAUGCUGGAAUCGCCGUUCUUUCCUGUCUUGGAGUCGUCCCGGAAGUUGGCACUGAAUGCUCCAUACGUGCUGGGCCGUAAGAUAUCCCUCAUGUACGCUCCAGCCCUGAGCCACCACCUCUAUCAGCAGCGCGUCAUGGACAAAAUCUCCCAGGUCGCGCACAAGUAUCCUCAGAUGAAUGUGUUGAGCUUCACGGACCCGAACAUGGGCCUGACCGAGUGGAUUCUCAAGUCCCUGGGGACUUCCUUCAAGUCUUGCACCAUAGGCUCUCGCCUGGAGAAGAACCUCUGGCACCGUGUGGAGAAGACAGAAGUACUUGAGCGAAAGCUCAAGUUCACCGAGUUGGACCUGGACAAGAAGUUGGCGGACCAACUGGAUCCCGGCUUCAAGUUUGAUCUUGUCAUCUUGUCGGGCACGGUCAUCGAGGGUCGCGACAUGUCUGAAUUCCUCUACGAGGUCAAAGAUGCAAUGGCUCCUGGAGGCUUCUUCUUCGUUUCGCACGUUGGGGGUCUGCCGCUUAAGGAGCGGCUGGAGAUAUGUGAGGAGGAUCCGCCUCUUAUGGAUGGAAUCUUGACCCCUCCAGAGUGGCCAGACCGCUUUCGCCAAGUUGGGUUUGUUGACGAGCCGGAGAAAGGCUAUUUCGACGUGACCGGCCUAGCCAAUAUGGGCUUCUCUCUCACCAUUGUCCAGACACCUUGUCCAUUCAAAGCAGCCAUGCGUGAGCCACUCGACGGUCUGCAACCGACACCACAGUCCAAGGAUGUCAUCAUCAUCGGUGGUGGCACUACGCAGACAAGGAACCUGAUUCGGCAUUUGGAGAAAGUGCUGCGGCCGUCCUGCGGAAAACUCCAAUCUCUUCCAUCACUCGCAGCUGCUGAGACGCUGAGUGCAUGCACGGCUGUCAUCAUUCUUGGUGAUCUCGAUGGCCCGUUGUUGUCGUCCAUGGACGAACAUCACCUCGAGGCGCUCAAGUCCAUAUUGAAGCCCGACAUGGUCAUCCUCUGGGUGACCGACGGAGCCACCAGCAGAAACCCGGAAUCGGCUGCUUCGUUUGGUUUUGCCAGGACUGUGCUGGCAGAGACACCAGGACUGGUUUUGCAGAUGCUCGACUUUGACGAGCUGACAGUUUAUUCCCGCGAUAUCAUCGCCGAGAGCUUUGCUCGUCUCAUGAGGCUCUCGGAACAAAACCAGCAAAGCACUCUAUGGACGUUCGAGCCUGAGGUCUAUAUCUGCCGUGAGAAGCGAUUCGUCGCUCGCGUGAUGCCUUACGAUCUGGCCAACAUGAGAGUCAACGCCGUGAGGCGAGUUGUUGAGGCUGAGGUGAACACUCUGGCUAAUGUUUUUGCCAUCAAGGCCCAGAAGAAUGCUGGCGUCUUUAAGUGCUAUACCAGUGCCAUUAUUGAGCCUCUUCAAGGCCAUGCCUCUGGUGUUGGCGUUCUGCAGCUGCGUGUUAUGUACAGCACUGCGCACCAAUUCGUUGUUAGUACCGACAACUCGUUCUUCAUCUGCCUGGGAACAGACGCAAACAAGCCCAACGAUGUUGGCCUUUACAUCGCAAUGUCGACCAGGAACGCCUCUUACAUUGAGGUCCCCGCUUCUCUGGCAGUCUCUGUGAAGGCGGAUCUGUCCAAAGGCCGCUUCGAUUGCUUCAAGUUUAUGAACCUCGUGCUGCGAGCGCUCCAGGCCGCGGUGGUCGCCGGCAGCCGCAAUACGAAACACGUCAUUAUUGUGCUGGAUGAUGAGAUGCUCGCAAGGACUAUUCCAGAGUUGGCGCAGUCGAUGGGUAUGACCCUGCCGAUGCUGUUUGUUUCCUCUGAACACCCUCACGCUCUCCACCAGGGUUACGUCCACCCCAACGCCUCGGCUCGCGAGCUACGGUCGUUUAUCUCCCAGCCCAACACCCGCGUGUACGACUUUUGUGAGCAGAAGCGGGUGAAGAAUCUGGCCGAUGCCGUGGCCCACUGUAAGCUCUCCGAGCUCCGACGGCCUUUUGAUCUGCAAGCGCCCACUGCGCAAGAACAGCUCGAUAUUUCCAUAUUUGAACAAGGGCUGUUCGAAAACAUCGUUGAUCUUGCGCUACAGGAGGUCAACAACGCGUGCAAGACUGCCUCUACUUCACUAGUCUCAGUCCCACAUCUGCUUGACGCCACGCAGCCGGUGAGCCAGUACACCCUCAUCAACUGGAAGGAUGAGCGGAUGGUCGGGACCCGUAUCAACUACUCCAUUGGACACAAUCUCCUCGAGGGAAAUUGCACCUAUGUGCUCGUCGGCAUCACCAAGGACCUCGGCCAGAGCUUGUGCACUCUCCUGGUCCAGCAGGGCGCUCGCAACAUCGUUCUGGCGAGCCGCAAUCCGAACAAGAACCCGCGGUGGGCACGCGAGCUGAAGCUGCAGGGAGUGAGGGUCGAGAUCGAGGCGCUGGAUGUCACGGACCUCUAUGCCGUUGAGAAGUUCAGAGAUCAUCUUAAGGAGACCAUGCCCCCCGUCGACGGGGUGGUCAAUGGUGCAAUGAUCCUGGACGACCGGGUGUUCUCGCAGAUGACGCUCGAGACCUGGCACCGCGUGAUGCGGCCCAAGACGGUGGGGUCCAAGAACCUGAGCAAGGUGUUUGACCAUCCCAGCAUGAGCUUCUUCGUCAUGACAUCUUCGUUUGCGGCGAUUGGUGGUCACGCCGGACAGUCCAACUACGCUGCGGCCAACAUGUACAUGAAUGGCCUCGCCGCCGAGCGGCGCCGACGCGGCCUGCGCGCCUCGGUCCUCAACAUCGGCGUCAUCUACGGCCUGGGCUUCCUUCACCGUGAGAAGGACAACCUCUACGACGGACUGGAGCGCGAGGGCUACCCGCCGAUUUCCGAGCGCGACCUACAUCACAUGUUUCUGGAAGCCAUCGUCAGUGGCCUAGACCUGACCACCGGCCUGCGGCGCUUUCGGGUCGACGACCCGAACCCGCUGCACUGGCACCGAGACCCGCGCUUCUCGCACUUUACGGUCGAGGGAGACGACACCAGCUCAGCGGGACAAGUCGGAGGGCAGGACGUGAAGAGCGUAGCCGAUCGGAUCAAGGGUGCGAGGGGCAAGCAGGAUAUCUUGGAUGUGGUCGUCGCGGCUCUGUCGCAACGACUGGAGACCUUACUGCGUCUGUCAACCACAACGGUCAUGGAGAGCAGCUUCGCCGAGAUCGGCAUCGACUCGCUGGUGGCGGUGGAGAUCCGCUCGUGGAUCUGGAAGACACUCGGCAAGGACAUGCCAGUGAUGAAGAUCCUGAGUGCCCCGAGCAUUCUGUCACCCAAAGAUAUCUCGCCCGCAAAAAGUUUCCGAUUGCCUGCCAUGUCGAUGCAGCCCCAGCACACAUUGUACCUCUGGAUCGAGGGCAUGUUCCCUCGUCGAAUUGUCUAUAGCUUAUUUCUAAAGGGCAUUGUCAGUUCCGCGACGCAACUUCGUCGCGGGGAGACGAACCACUCCUUUUUUCGCGUCGCACCCAUUACGAUCACGGAAAAGGGGUUCGUUGGAGGCAAGCCCGAUGGCAAGUCUCUGCCGUGCCUCAAAGUGGAAAACGAAGAAGACAACACGGUUGAGUGGAUUCACGAAAGCGGUGCAAUCCUUCAGUAUCUCGAAGAUCUCUUCCCCGACUCGACCCGGUUAACCCCUGCAACCAUUCUUCAGAAAGCGCAAACGAUGGACCUGUUCCUCAAGGUGGACAGCGCGACGGCCAACGGAGGUUUCUACCUCAAGAACGCAGCUGCCGUGACAGGCUCGUGGUCUGGCCUACCCGGGGAGCACCGGAGUCUGGACAUUGCUCGGUAUUGCAAGUCGCUGAUGAUGAACGACCUGCGAGCUCUGUUGGAAUGGGCCGGCCCAACACUGAGCAAGACCGGCUGGUUGACGCCGGGCCUGUCACGGCCCGGGAUGGUCGACGUGUCGCUGAUGGCCACCGCGCGCUACAUGUGGAUAUCGUACGCUUGGGACAUCUUUGAGGACGAGUCACUUGCGCCCUUGAAGAGAUGGCUCGGGAGAUUCAAGGAGCUGGAGUGGUGGGAUGAGCUUGAGGAGGACCCGGAGCACCAGCACCCUGCAUUCCUGGCGUAUUCUGCAGACUGUCGAGAGGUCUAG